Telopea speciosissima is the source of this 1574-nucleotide messenger RNA. RefSeq names its product serine/threonine-protein kinase STY13-like. Gene Ontology annotation, biological process: protein phosphorylation. Gene Ontology annotation, cellular component: plasma membrane. The record is from RefSeq and is a predicted model, not a curated record. Gene Ontology annotation, molecular function: ATP binding; protein kinase activity. Lineage: Eukaryota; Viridiplantae; Streptophyta; Magnoliopsida; Proteales; Proteaceae. The transcript has 6 exons. Bases 368 to 1447 code for a protein of 359 amino acids.
AGAGAGAAGAGGGCGAGGUGGGUCAGUAACACACGUUGUGUUCAGGCAAUCCAUGUGCUCACAUGGAUGAUAUAGAGAGAGAGAGGAGAAACCCAUCAGAGAAAGAGAAACAAAUAGUAGUAGACAAGAGGAGAAGAAGCAGAAGCGGCAGCAGCAGCAGGGGCGAAACUCACGAUCCCUUUUCACACUUGCUGCGAGCUGACCACACCCAUCUUUGCUUUUUGUCUUUGCCGUUGGGGAGAGUUAGAGACAUAUGGAUAUGGUAUAAUUAGCUGAAAAAAUAUUGGGUUUUUUCUUUUCCAGUGAGUUGAUUUUACUAGUUAUUGUUUGAGAGAGAGAGAGAGAGAGAGAGAGCUCAGCGAGCAAUAUGAAGGAGAACAGUGAUGUGUUUGUUAGGGCAGAUCAGAUCGAUCUGAAGAGUUUGGAUGAGCAACUCGAAAGGCAUCUGAGUCGGGCAUGGACCAUGGAGAAGAAGAAGGAAGAGACGAAGGAGAAGACCACUAGAGAGGAGUGGGAGAUCGAUCCCAGUAAGCUUAUUAUGAAGGGUGUUAUUGCUAGAGGCACUUUUGGCACCGUUCACAGAGGGGUUUACGAUGGCCAAGACGUUGCAGUCAAAUUGCUUGACUGGGGGGAAGAAGGACACAGAUCUGAUGCGGAAAUUGCUUCACUGAGACAAGCUUUUACCCAUGAAGUUGCUGUCUGGCAUAAGCUUGAUCAUCCUAAUGUAACUAAGUUCAUAGGUGCUGCAAUGGGCACAUCAGAUCUGAACAUACAAUCAGAAAAUGGUCAUAUUGGCAUGCCUAGUACUGUUUGCUGUGUUGUUGUUGAAUAUCUGCCUGGGGGUGCUUUGAAAUCAUUUCUCAUAAAGAACCGGCGCAGGAAGCUAGCUUUCAAAGUCGUUAUUCAACUGGCAUUGGAUCUUGCACGAGGUUUGAGUUAUCUUCACUCCAAGAAGAUUGCACAUAGAGAUGUGAAGACAGAGAACAUGCUCUUGGAUAAGACACGCACUUUAAAAAUAGCGGACUUUGGGGUUGCUCGUGUUGAAGCUCAAAACCCUAAUGACAUGACGGGUGAGACUGGGACCCUUGGUUACAUGGCUCCUGAGGUCCUUAACGGCAACCCAUAUAAUAGGAAAUGUGAUGUGUAUAGUUUUGGAAUCUGCUUGUGGGAAAUAUAUUGUUGUGACAUGCCUUACCCGGACCUGAGCUUCUCAGAAGUGACUUCAGCUGUUGUUCGCCAGAACUUGAGGCCAGAUAUACCACGGUGUUGCCCAAGCUCCCUGGCAAAUAUAAUGAAGCGAUGUUGGGAUGCAAACCCUGACAAACGGCCAGAGAUGGACGAGGUGGUGUCCUUGUUGGAGGCGAUUGACACAUCAAAGGGUGGAGGAAUGAUACCCAUUGAUCAGCAACAGGGCUGUCUGUGCUUCCGUAAAUAUCGUGGGCCUUAGGAUGACCUUUCCUUGAAGUGAAAAGGAUGAGAUGUGAUUACAGUUAAGAGAAUCAAUUCGUAAUGCAGGUCAAGAGAGUUGAAAAGAGGCAGUGUGUGGGGUGACAUAGGCUGAGGCGAACUCUGCA